Chironomus riparius is the source of this 3018-nucleotide messenger RNA. NCBI's taxonomy places the organism in Eukaryota, Metazoa, Arthropoda, Insecta, Diptera, Chironomidae. The record is from the annotation of a GenBank genome assembly.
AUGGAAGAGAAUUCCUCGAAGAAUGUUGUUGAAAACAACAGAAUCAGCGAAAAGAAAAUAAUCCGUGCAGAUAGUUCGAGCAGUGAGGAUUAUGAAUUAGUGGAUAGUAAUAUUACUGAGAACAUCGAAAAAGUCAGAGAUACGCCAGUCUUAGAAAACUUUUUGGUUAGUGAAGCUCUCAUUAACGACGCAAUGAUUAAUUCUCCAUCCUCUAAUAAUGUUUUGGUGGGAAAAUCGAUAUUCUACGAUUGUCUAGAUGAAAAAUCCAAGUCGGAAAAAUUAUCAGAUACAGACGAGGACGCUCCAACUUAUGAAAUCGAUCCAGAAUAUAGAAACGAUGGAAAUUUUACAAUCUUCUCAAAUGUAGUUUAUUUAGGCUCAGUGAAUCUACAAACACCCAAAUCCGAACCUGAGAUUUUACAUCAUAUUAAUGAACUUAAUACGAUUACAACAUCAGGAGUUAAAGUGAAAAUAUCUAUCCCAAAUUGUGCUGAUGGUCAGGUCAUAUUGUAUCACGAGGAAAGUGAUACAGUUUAUUCGACGUUUGAUAUUCAGUCGAUAUUAUUUUACGCCCGUGGUGUGAAAAAUACAAGUGACAGUGCCUGCUUUGCAUUUAGCUGGUCUCAUGGUGAUUGUCAGGAAACUGCAGUUUAUCAGUGUCAUAUAUUUCGUUGUAAUAUUCCUGAAGCAGUGAAUCCUGUUAGUCAGUGCUUUGCAAAAGCGUUUAGAAAGCCCCCUUGUAGUAGCAUGGUGUGUAGCAUGGCUUCUGAUAAUUUUGUUAUGAAUUCUAUAACAUCUGAUAUUAGCGGAAAUCCAUUAGCAUCAGCAAUGUAUGAGUUUUUGGUUGCCUUAGAAAUACGCGAAAAGGUAUCAAAAAAUUCAUAUACUAAUGUACAGAGAGAAAAGUCAUACUUUAAGAUUCACCAAAAUUGUGAUAAGGAAAUAUCCAUAACUGUUAAGCAAAUAUCCUCUGAUAAUCUUCCACCAUUAUUUAUUGAACGGUGCUUUGGUGUGUUAUUAUCUAUUGGCAAAAUAAAGAAGCAAGCAGAUAUGUUGCUACUUGAACUUCAAACGCCUGGAAAUUAUCUCAAAGGAUCACCAGAUUUUCAAAUAGUCGCAAAAUGGAAUUUGAACGACAAACCAUUUGAAGUUUUGAAUGAGUCACAAAAAACGCAUUUGAUAACUAUUGCAGUAGAUUUGGUGAUUAAGGGCAUUCAAGAGCCUGUACGAUUUGUCAUCGAAACCCAUAUGAAAAUUGAUAAUUCUGAAAUACAUUCAUCUCGAUUUAGUAAUAGCUUUCUUUUUACACAAAACAAGCGACCUUUAUUGAAAAAGUUUUAUAUACAACUUAAGGAAAAUAAAGACAACACAUGGAUUUUGGAUUCCAUCGAUCCCUCUGACGAAAUAUUGGAACCUACACAGUCAUCUUCAUUCAAUCAAAAAAUUAAGAACAUUUCCAAAAUUGUGCGAUCAACAAGCAUAGUCUCAUUCGACGAUGAUUUAAGUGCCGAUGAAAUCACUCCUACAGAUGACGAAGAGGAUGAGCCAUUACAAAGUGGAACGGGAGAAGUGAGCAAAGAAUGUUCACAAGAUCGACUUGAUUUAUGGGUUCCAGUCUUAUCGGAAUGGAAUUCAACAAGUAAACGUCCUAAGAAUCUCCAAACACUCGUUCGAAGUGGCGGAAUUCCAGAAGCUUUAAGAUGUCAACUAUGGCAAAAGCUAUCCAAAUCUGAAGAACGUUCUGAUUUAAGUGAUCAGUAUCGACUAUUAAUAACAAAGGAAUCCAAAUGUGAAGAUAUUAUUUUGAGGGAUGUUCAUCGCACGUUCCCAGCUCAUGAGUUAUUCCGUGAAAAAAGUGGCUCUGGCCAAGAAUCACUAUAUAAGGUUGCACGAGCUUAUUCUGUCUAUGAUACAGAAAUUGGAUAUUGUCAAGGACUGUCAUUUAUUGCUGCAACUUUAUUACUGCACAUGCCAGAGGAAGAAUCAUUUACUUGUCUUGUUUCCAUCAUGUAUGAUUAUGGAUUGCGUGAACUCUAUAAACAAAAUUUCGAAAAUCUUUCACUUCGACUUUUUCAACUAACAUGCUUAAUGCGGGAUCAACUGCCAGAUUUAUAUGAACAUUUUACGAAUCAAAAAUUGGAGCUUCAUAUGUUUGCUAGCCAAUGGUUUUUAACAUUAUUCACUGCUCGCUUCCCAUUAGCAUUUGUCUUCAAUGUAAUUGAUUUCUUCUUGCUUGACGGAAUUAAUGUUCUAUUUCAAAUUGCUAUAGCAUUGUUGCAGUACUCCAAAAAGGUUCUAUUGUCCAAGGAUUUUGAAUCAAUUUUGAAGUACAUAAGAGUUCAGCUUCCAAAGAAAUUCCGCAAAGAGCAUCAAGUAUCUAAACUCAUAAGAUUGGCAAGUGAUUGUAAAACAAAGAAAUUGAAAAAGUACGAGGAAGAGUAUUUGGUUCAAAAGGAAGAAACUGAAAGGUUUGAAAGAAUGCUCUCUCAAUAUCAAAUGAAAUACCACGAGGAUAAAAAAAUUAUGCGAAAGGAGAUUGAUCAGCUUCAACAAAAAGUCAGAAAGCAUGAAAGCGACGAAAAGAAAUAUGAAAGUAUUAUUAACGACUAUAAGCAUAUAAUUCAACGUCAAGAGCAACAAAUGGAGGAACUAAAAAAUCCAUCGGCACAAGACAAUAUGAAAUCUGAUGAUAAUAAGGAUAAGGAUAUUAAAAGCAGUAAGGAUAGCGAGAAUAAUGUUUAUUCACUGAAGCAAAGGAUUAAGGAAUUGGAAUUAGCUUUAGCACGAGCAAAAGUAGCACAAGUCGAGGCUGAAUGUCAGAAUCAAAAUUUGAAGCAUCAGAUGAUAAACAUUUCAAAUGCUUCAAAAGUUCCUCUACCGCCCAACAAUUCUUGGAAGUCUAAACUCGAGAAUGUUGUUAGUUCUAUGAAUAUCCCCAAUAUGACAAUGAACAUGCCAUCUUUCCAAUCUCAUAUAACUGAUCUUACUCACUUUAAUCCUACUGAAGAUACCAAAUAA